This is a messenger RNA of Drosophila melanogaster (fruit fly), 4588 nucleotides long. RefSeq lists its product as uncharacterized. Lineage: Eukaryota; Metazoa; Arthropoda; Insecta; Diptera; Drosophilidae. The transcript is spliced from 6 exons. Gene Ontology annotation, cellular component: cytoplasmic vesicle membrane. Bases 478 to 2550 code for a protein of 690 amino acids. The record is from RefSeq and is marked reviewed.
UGUCGCUCAGUUGUUGCUGUGCGCGCUCCCACGUUCGAGGCUAACGCAGCAGCAACAACAACGGCAGCAACACCAACAAUCGCAACGCAACGCACAAAAGCAUGCUACGGUAAAUUGCAUUUGGCGUCUGUCAAGGACAAAACAAAGCGCUGUUUGUGUGAGUCCGACCACAACAACAAUAGCAACAACAGCAUGUGGUACAAAUAACGGAACUGCAAAGUAUCAACAGCAAAAGAAGCAAGUAGAAAGCCAGAUAGGAAAGCAAAACAAAAGACAGGAACAAAUCGCACACGAGGGCCAAAACGGACACAAAACGGAGGCUGCGACAAGAAGAAAGCGAAGAAUCGAAGAAAAUAAGGGAGAGGCACACACUCCCCGCACCUCCUCCCCUCACCAGCCCCGUAGGACAUUUGGCGCCAGUCCGAGCAGCAACUGCGACAGCGGCGUCGACUGAGGCAGCGUCAGCGGCUGAGAAAGAUGUGGCUCCGUCCCUCUCCCUCGCACACAAACGCGCUGCAGUGUCUCCUGCUCUCCUUGUUCCUCCUUUUGGGGCUGCUGCCAGCGAACGUGUCUGCCAGAUUUUGCGAGGGCUGCACUCAGGGCUGUUGCACCCAGGGCUGCUGUCCGCCGUACCAGGGCGGGCCACGCCCCCUUCCGCCCUCCUCGGACUCGCAUGUUCUCAAUCUGUUCUUCGCCACCCACUGGUUUUUCUGGUGCGUGGUUGUGGCCAUCAUCUUGGCCAUCCUGUGUGCCUACUCACUAUGGAAGAAGCGGCGGACACUAUGCGGCUGGGGAUUCAAUGAGCACCACACCCAAUCCGAGGGCGAUUCCGCCGGCUCCUGCUAUGCACCACCACAAUAUAGUCGCUGCAACUCGUUUCACCAUCCGCCGCCGCCAUAUACGGAGGUGACCUCCAAGCCGGAUCUGUAUCCACUUGUCUUCACCUGCAACAGCGAUUCGGGCAAUGGCAAGGGCAACGGCAGCUCCAGCUACCUGAUGGUGCAGUACUUCCGGAACUACAUCGUCCGUCCGGCUGCCGGGGGAUCCCUGAGUGCGGCCAGCACCGUCGACUCCCUAAGCUCCAGCUUCAUUUGCAAUGCGAAUGAGGCGAAUACCCUGGUGCCACCACCAUACUCACGGGCAGCCAGUCCGGAGUUAGGACUGCAUCAUUAUGUGGCCCAUGCCCAUGCGCAUGCCAAUGCUAAUGUCAAUGCCAAUGCAAAUGCCCAUGGACACGGGAAUGGCCAUCUGAGAUCUGUGGAACAACAGGCGCCAUCGCAUCAGGUGCCAAAUGCUCCGCUGGCAUCUGUGCACUACGCCAUGCCGAGAUCGGCAUCCCAGCUGGUGGAAACGGAUGCCUAUCAGCCGAGACUGAUGCCCGCCCAGACGCAGGCCCAGCAUUAUGCCACCGUGGCACUGGGCAGUGCACCGGGCGGAGCAGCGCUCUACAGCACGCGGCUGCAUGCAUCUCACGAGGAGGGAGUUGGCGUGGGCGUUGGUGUGGGCUACCUUCAGUCCCAGAGUGAUCAGCACUUCCGGUAUAUGGCGAAUAGCAGCAGCAGUCUCAGCGACAUCUUUGUGAACAACAGCUGUGUGGCAGGAAUGCUACCCGAAAGCGGAGGAGCUGGUGGUGCCUUCCAUGGCGCGGAAAGUGGAUCGGCAACACAGGCUGCCUCCCUGAAUAGCCUGGCAAUGGGCGGCUUGGGAGGAUCGGUAACGGGUGCCGCAGGCACAUCGGGAGGAUCUGGCACACCGGUGAUAUACAGCAAUGGCUGCAUCCAACCGAACCCGCUGCAUAGUCUGGAGAACUGCUGCCAGCCAUCGGCUCAGGUGUCCGGCGUGAGUAGUCUGGCCAACAUUGGAACACCGGGCUCGCCGCCUCAGGCCACCAGUCCGACGGGCGAGGUGCGUGAGAUUCUCGACCAGAUCCGCCAGCUGCAGGCGGGCGUUAGCUACGAGCAGCUACUGCUGAACGGAACUGGCGCCAAGCCCCGGCUGCAGCAUACGCUAUCGACGCCCUCGAACUCCCAGCAGGUGUUGCAGCCCAUCCUAACCACAUCCGCAUCCAUUUCGGGCGGCACCAGUGGGCGGAGUAAAAAGUUCUUCACCUCCGGCAGCAAAACGCAACCCAAUAAGGCUCUGUACAUACCCAUGGCCGCCAUCGGAGGUUCCGGAUCGGGCGCACAGCGUUGUGUGCUCAAGAGCCCGGUGAGCAGUGUCGUCAGCGGUGCCAGCUUCUUUGUGAAUCGUGGACGAGUUGCACGCAAGGGUUGGAUCACCCGAUCGGCACCCACAACGCCGGGCAGUGCCCUGCCGCCCAAUCGCCUCGGGGAUGAUAGUCCGCUGCUGCUUAACGAGCACGAUGAGGAUGCCAUUGACGAUGAUGAAGAUGAGGAACAGGAGGUGGUCGAUCGCCAGCGGAAUCAUCAGGAGACCCAGCGGGGUCAUGAGGAUACCGACAGCGAAACAGAGGCGGAGGCCAGGAAUCAUCGUCGCCAGCAUCGCCAUCAUCGUGGUCAUCGUGGCCAUCGGCGCGGACAACUUGAAUAAUAGUGGGCGUGGUCGUUGGAAUCGCCAGUGUCAUUUAGUAGUUGUUGUUGUAGCUCAAGGUUCUCCUUUAGAAAUAAGCUUUUAAACGAAAAUGGAGAAAUGUUUGGGAGCCGGCGGCACGCUUCUUAGUCUGAAGAAUCCUGAAGAAAAGAAACGAUAGUAGAUAAGUUCCGUUUGUAGUAUUAACAAGUUCUGUAAGAUUUCUAUAGUGCGACACACUUAAUAACUGUGGAUGAAAUUUAUCCUUUCUGGUCAUUGGAAUAAUACGAGUAUGCAUCAUUAUCGUGUGUUUUUUUUUUGUACAAGGCAGGGAAAUUUUAUUUAAUUUAUAAGUCUGCUUACAUAAAAACGCAGGUCCUUGAAGAAAUAAUCUUAUUUAGAGGAUAGAAUAUAAUUUUUUAUGAUUUUAAUAGAGUGUAUUGUUUACUAUUUAUUGUUCUGAUUGGAAAUAUGUGUAUUAUUUGAGGUAAUCUAUUAUUUUCGUAAUAAUAUUUGAAAAACGAAAACUUAGGCAGUCGAGUAUAGUAAUUGUAAGAAUUUAAAACUAAGGCUAAAAAUGUUUUGUGAAAUUUUAAACUGAAAGAACGGCAUAGAAGACAGAUCGUUUUGCAUUAUCUCCAAGAGUUUUUAAACAAUAGUUCAAUAAAACUAACCACAAUAUGUUCUUCAAACAGUAUUAUUAACAAACCAUAGCAAAAGUUUAUAAUUGUUUAUGCCCACAAGAUAUCUAAUUUCAAUUGAGGAUUUGAAAUGUCUGUUCGUUGAGCUUCCGUGAAUAGAUAAACAAUUUAAAUAUACAUAUAGCUGUCCUUAGGUUCAAAUAGUCUAGCAAUUGCGAGAUUUAACAUUUAAGUUUUGUAAAAGUUGCGAAGGUUUCAUACCAUUUGAAUUACACACCUACACAUUCCAAUAUUCAAUUGUUUGCCCCAGUGUUUUAGCAAUCAAUUCAAAACGAAACGAAUUUUAUAUUAUUUUCAUUUAAGGUUUGCUUAGGAACUUUGAAAAGAACGAAGAACGAUUGCACAAAAGAUUUAAAUCAAUUUAGGCUAAUGUGGUAAAAAAAAUUGAAACAAAAAAACGCAUAAAAACCAAAAAGAGCAAAAUUAAAAAGAUUGAAGGAAACGAGAUUUUGUCGAGUUUUUGUAAGUAAAGUAGCGAAUAAGGAAUACGUUCACACACAAACAAUGCAAACGGAUCACGUACAGAUAUAGGAUACUUCAGUUCGAGGAGAUACUUUUAAACAGCUUACAGAUAUGCGAUAUGCAAAUAUGCAAAGUGCGCGGGCAUUCGGUUUGGAAAUUAGGUCAGGUGCACUAGAAGGAAAUCUAAAAUUAAUUGUGUAUUCUAAACAUAAAUUUACCAAAUGAGACUAAGGGGUCAAGAUCCGGGGGCUAAACAAAAUAAAAAAAAAAAUGGAAUAGUUUGAAUGCAGCAGUGCCUUUUCAACUAAUUAAACCACAACCAAAAAAAAAAAAGCGCAGAGAUACGCAAAUCGAAAUCACUGAUAAAAUGGAACCAGAAGUUAAAAAGCUAAUGCUCUAAUGCAUCCCCAACCAUACAGAAACAGACAAACCGAUUAAUUAAAACAAUCCAAUGAACACGGCAAUAUUUAUAAAUCUGCUUAAGCGUUAGAUAUAAUGAUACUAUAUGCGAGUAUAUAUGUAUGUAUAUAUACCCAUAAAUGUGUGCGUGACAAUUACUUUAUGUGAAUUUUACAAUUCAUUGAGAUUUAUCCUAGAUGGUUUCGUUGGGUCUCUUCUUUUUUUUUUUUGCUUAUUUCGACACGAUCCAGUUCGAGUAUCUGUGCUUCAUUACAUAUAACUAUAUAAUUAAACAAUUAAUUAAUAAACUAGCAUAGCAAAACUGAUGGCGUUCAAUCUCCAAUAAAUCUUAAAAAAAAAAAAGCAAGUGAAUUGUUUUAAAAGUCGGUUAACGAAAACCAAACAAAUGAAACGAAAACCGAAAGAGAACUAAGAAAUCAAUUUAAGUCAAAUAUACAAAGAUGAGAAAUAAAAACAAUAAAUGAAAAAAUUCAACU